This is a messenger RNA of Emiliania huxleyi CCMP1516, 1191 nucleotides long. RefSeq lists its product as hypothetical. The record is from RefSeq and is a predicted model, not a curated record. Lineage: Eukaryota; Haptophyta; Isochrysidales; Noelaerhabdaceae. Gene Ontology annotation, cellular component: membrane. Gene Ontology annotation, biological process: transmembrane transport. The coding region runs from base 1 to 1191 and encodes 396 amino acids. Gene Ontology annotation, molecular function: xenobiotic transmembrane transporter activity; antiporter activity. The transcript is spliced from 3 exons.
AUGGGCAUCUACGCGGCGCCCACGCUCAUGUCGCUCAUCGACGCCUCCUUCAUCGGGAGGGCGAGCACCGCUCAGCUUGCCGCUCUCGGCCCGGCCGGCUCGAUCUCCGACUCGGUGCCCUUCUUCCUCCUCUUCCUCUCGAUCGCGGCGACCAACCUCUGCUCCAAGGCCCACGCCAGCGGCGACCACGCCGCCGCCUCGCGCGUCGCGCGGACGGCGGUCCUGCUCGGCGGCGCCGGAGGCGUCCUCCUCGGCGCGGGCACGCUGCUCUGCGCCUCUUCGCUCUCGCGCGUCUACUGCGGCGCACAGGCCGCGCUGCUGGCGCCGCUGUGCGCCAAGUACGUCGCCAUCCGCGCGGCCGCGCUGCCGGCGGUGGUCGUCUCGACCGUGGCGCAGGCGGUCUGCAUCGGCGGCAAGGACGCGCGCACGCCCAUGCUGGCGGUGGCGCUCGCGGCGCUCCUCAACCUCGGCGGGGACUUCGUGCUCGUCAGCCGGCUCGGGUGGGGCAUCGCCGGCGCUGCGUGGGCGACGGCCUUAUCCCAGCUCGCCGCGAUGGCGCUGCUGCUCGGCGUGCUCGCCCGGCGAGGCCUCCUCUCGCCAGAGCCUCCCCCUCCCCCUCCAACCGAAGCGGCAGCCCUCCCGCCGCGCCCGCCGCGGCUGGCGACGGUGCGCGCGAUUCUCGGCUUCAUCCCAUUCGUCUUUGUGAUGGCGAUCAAGGCUGCGCCCCGCACCUCGUUCGACAUGGCCGCCGCGUGGCCGACACUGCGCCAGCUGCUCCGCUGCACCGCCACCAUCUCGACCGUGGUCGUCGGGCUGGCAGCCACCCUGCUCACCGCCGGGGCGGGCCAGAUCAGCUCCGACCCGGCGGUGCGCGAGCAGAUGCGGGCCGUGCUCCCGCUGAUGGCCGCCACGCUCAGCACACACGGGACCGCAAUCACGCUCGAGGGCGUCCUCCUCGCGCAAAAGGACUUCGCCGGCCUCGCCGCAACCUACACGGCCGUCGGCCUCUCCUGCGCCGCGCUGCUCGCCCUCCCCCGCCCCACUCCCUCAGGCGCGGGCUUGCUCGGCGUGUGGGGCGUCUAUGUGUGGUACUGCUUGCUGCGCGUCGUGCUCUUCGCGGGCCGUGGGUUUGGCUGGCGGGCGCUCAAGCCGACGCCCCAGGCGGCCGAGGCGGCGCCGGCACUCGGCUGA